This is a messenger RNA of Penicillium angulare, 621 nucleotides long. RefSeq lists its product as uncharacterized. The transcript is spliced from 3 exons. Lineage: Eukaryota; Fungi; Ascomycota; Eurotiomycetes; Eurotiales; Aspergillaceae. The record is from RefSeq and is a predicted model, not a curated record. The coding region runs from base 1 to 621 and encodes 206 amino acids.
AUGAUUCUGCAAUACGAUGCCGGUCGUCUUUUAUUCGUUAUGAAAGUUGCUGCGCAACUCGAGAAAUCAGCCCUUCGUCCUGCCUUUAUCCCCAGCUAUCGGCUGAUCACCAAUACAGUCUUACUGACAUCCAAUAUUCUUCAGAUUCAUCUCACAAUUCUCGGUAGUCGUACAUACAUCAGUCGUCUUGAGGAUCCCAUUGUGGUAAAGACAAGACAUAUUCCCGGUACUCUGGAACCCAUGCGGUUCUGGCAACCGUCAAUGUUACCAGAGAAAGAUAUAGCAAAUACCAAGAAGACGUUCAAAAUCAGAUACAAGGAUUUCAAACUAAACGAUGAAAAGUAUCUCGCUAUCAGAAGUGACGGAGUGGGCAUUAUUGAUCUAGCUUUCCGACAUUUCAAUAAAAUGCCAGAUUGGAUCUUAAAUACAACCACAAGGCCCUUUGAAGCCAAAAUAGCUGAGAUUCGCCAGGCUGAUAUCUCGCGCCUGAUAGUUAUAUCUGACAGCGACUCCUCGACCUAUACCAUUAAUUUUGCUCGGCCACCAACAAAGCUGAAGGUUUCAAUCCAUCUUGGCUGUGUUUAUAAUAAAGAGCGUGUGAGAGUUCAGACUCUAGUUUGA